Molecule: messenger RNA, 180 nt
Organism: Pyricularia oryzae 70-15
Lineage: Eukaryota; Fungi; Ascomycota; Sordariomycetes; Magnaporthales; Pyriculariaceae
Exons: 3
Coding region: 1-180 (59 amino acids)
Source: RefSeq, a predicted model, not a curated record
AUGGAGGGUGGGCCACGGGUGCACAAAAAGAUCCCUCUACUGGAACCCGCGCUUUGCAACGGUUCAAAUGAAAGAGAAAAUUCAGGCGUCAUCAAGUCUGCCGCUGCUCAUCAUAGCACAGGACACACGGCACAGAGAGAGGGCCAUGGCUACCAGGGCCGCCAGGGGUCGGGGUUAUAA